AUGAAGGCGUCCUACGAGUUUGUCUUGUUGAGUUUGUUGGUCGCAUUUUCCUGGGGAAGCCCACUAAAUGCACAGCCGCCAAAGCAAUCUGUUCGUCAGGUAAAGCUGCCAUCAAAAGCAUGCUUAAACUAUACUGAGUUGCCGGUUAACUUUUGUUUAAUCCAACUUUAAUUUCAAAGUUGACGUUCACCCACGUAAGGCCCAACACAGCAUGAAAAAGGACAUUUAAAUGAGCGAAAUGGUAGCGUAAAACUGGUGUAAAAUUCUCUUUUACGGUAUGAUCUUUGCGUAAAGCUGCUCAAGAAAAAUUCUGGAUGCCACAAAGAGAACUUUCUCCAAAAACGUGAGUUUUUGAAAAAACCUUUUACUUUAAAUGUGUUUUAAAAAUUCCUACGCUGUUUAAUGAGUUUGGUCGUUUCACGUUUGAGCAACGCGAGUCCGAGACUAUCACGAGGCGGAGCCAUGAGUCAAGCACGAGCCAACCGCGAAUCAAGCCCUAAUAUGUUAUUUUUUAUCAUUUUUGAGUUUCAUGGCCAAAGAAAAGCAGUUCUAAAGAAGCCUCAUUCCGAAAGAUUUCCUGACAAAUAUAACACGCUUCGGCUUAGCUACUCUUACAUCUGAGUGCUCGGGUGUAAAAUGCUACAAGUACUCAAGGUGUGGUGCUGAGAUGGAACCUAUGGUUGGAAUUCGUGAGGGAAGUUAAUGGAUAUGCGAUAUUGAAUUACAGUGACGCCCCAUUUUUAACAACGGACACUGAAGGCGCGAUAAAAAGUGUCCCGGUGUUUUGGCACGCGGUGUCCGUAUUAGGCUAGACCGCGAGCGGUCGUCCUUCUUUCCUCACAGCCACGUGCUGCGAGCGAAAAGGUAAAAAUUAUGCAAAUUAGUGUCAAAAAAAGGGGUAAAGAUUGGGGCUCCGCCGUCGUUUCUCGUGCUCGCAUUCUACUGUGUCUCAAAAGAAAAAUAAGAGACUGCUAGUCUAGUAUUAAGCGGGUCAUGAUAUUGAAGUCAAAAAACACCUUUUUGUGAGAACAAAAUACAAAAGAAAUAAAAGAGGAUAUUAGCAUUGUGAAAUUGAACAUCUCUAACCUUCACAAAGUCGUCAUUCAUGGUCAUUCACGGUUUAAAUUCACAGAAACAGUCAAACGUCCCUCAAAACCGUUCUCUGCAUAACUCGUUUGAUGCCAAUUGAAACUGGUCUGGAAUUGGCGUCUAUACCUUUUAGGUGUCACUUUAUCGCUGGGAAGUGAUCGAUAUGCUGUUAACUGAAGUUUUUUUCACCUUAAAAAAGGAAAAGUCUAUUACAACGGACAGUUGACAAGGAAGCGUCCAAAUAAAGGAAAUUGGCUUUUUAAGAAUAUCUGUUGAUUGGGCAAGAACAGGAGCCCAUAACCUGGAGCGAGCAACCUCCAUGUACUCGUGUCACGGCAUUUUCAUGGACCAGUUUAUUCUUAGAAUGGUUUUGGCGCGAAUUUACAAUAUCUUUUAAGUCCCAAAAACAAGUCAGCAAAACGUACAGACCUAAAAUUGAUAAUUUUUGCCUUUUUAUGACGUUACGUUUUCCUUUUUGAUACGUUACACUUCAAAUGCGUUCAUAGAUGUGGCGGAGAUUCCAUUUUCGCGGGAAAAAUUGUCCUAAAAUGUGUCUAAAAAUAAACCGGACCGUAAAAACGCCGUUAUAUAGGCCUAGUAUGGGAGUUACUCGCUCCGGGUUAUGGGCUCCUGGCAAGAAAUAGCUGCCGUUGUCCGUAUAAGCUGGUUCAAUUUAGAAAAAUUGUAAAUGCUUCCCCCAGGGAAAAAGAAAAAUGUCCGUAAUAACGAAGUGUCCGCAUUGAGCGGGUGUCUGUAAAGUGGGGUUUGAUUGUUCUUUAAACAUGGUUAGUAGAUAACUAGUUUUUAAGAAGACGUAGGGACGGGAAGCGUUGUGUGACGCCGGCCAAGCGGAUUCAGCAAGACUGGAUACAAAAAUAUCCAACCCAGUUGUUACCUUGGGAAAGCCAGGGUAAAUUCUAACAUCGGGUCUCGAGCAAGCGAAGGCAGGACAACAAGCUACAACAGGUGUGCACAGUUGUUAUGCACCAGUCAAUUGAAACCACUGCCCUACGACCCCCGGGUCUAAGCGGGAAAUGUAAAAUUUCUGAAAUUUGAAUUUCCCGCCAUUUUUUCUAUUUUUAGUUACAAAAUAGUUCUGGGCAAAGUUUGUGCAAAUGCGCCUGUUUUUGAACUAGUAUUGAAAAAUUUGAAAUUUAUGCUGUGAGCAAUGGUGAGAAACAGUUAAAGAUUAAAAAAACUUGCAUAAAUUUAAAACAACUGGUCAGUUGAAAAGUGAAAAGUCGAGAAAACGUUCUGGUUUGUGGUUUAAUCAGUGUAUUUAUAGCAGUUAAAAGCGAUGCAAAGUUUCAAACUACAUAUAUAGGUAUAUUUUAAAAAAUGGUGUAUGAAGAGGUAAGGGGUUGGACCUUGGGGCGGGGCUUCCCCCUAUAAAACUUUAUUGAGUACCACACGGAUAAUGAUCUCAGUCUAACAUUUAUUACACUCUUAGGUUGACUUGAAGGAGGAUUUCAUUCCAAGGAGGACUAGCUCGGAAGGUCAGUUUUAUUAAGUGUUUCCGCCUAAAUGUAGAAUUCUAUAUAUCAAAGUGAAUACAGGUUAGGUUAGGUUAGGUCCUUCUCAUAGUUCUUACAGCUGAUGUUACUUCAUCAAAUUUCAAAGCAAAUAAUUAAUAAUCAAUUUUCCUGAGUUUUCACUGGGAACGGAUAGUUUUCCUCGAUAAAAGCGCAAAUGUGCAAACUGAGCACGAGUGUCAACUCAGAACGCAAGAGAAUCAGAGUGUUUACGAAAGGCGAGAUCGCAGACAUUCCAGACUUAGAAGUUUCUAGAGAACCUGCAAACUCACUACAACUGUUUCGUGUUAUUUCUCUUUCUGUUUCAGGUUGUUACGACCAAUCGCCGUCUUGUAGCUACUGGGCGCUCACUGGCCAAUGUGAUACCUAUCCAAAGUUGCAUACAUCCUGCUGUGUUUGGUGCAAACACAUGAAAAGUACGUACCUGAAAAAUGGAAUAAGUAAAACCCCACGACUAAGAACCUGGAUUUUAAGAACCUGUUAGGCUAAAAUUUGCCCGCUAAGCCCUCUCUACAUAAGAGACUGUUUAGCGUAAAAUUUGAAACAGGUCCCUAUUUUUUAAAAUCUAUGAAAAAAUCCUUUAGACUUAGGCAAAUAAGAUAACUCAACAUUCAAGUAACAUUCAGAAAAUCCUCUUUGGAGACAUAAAUGCAUCAUCACUCCAACUGCAAUGUAAAUGCCAAUGAUAUGCCCUAAUUGGCCCCGCAGGGAUUUCCCCCCAGAGGCGAAAUCCCAAGGAGGCACCCUAGUAACUUGCGCGUAUAUUAAGGACAGUACUUACAGUUCAAAUAUGCAGUCAGUAUACUAGAAAAAAUCUCGAUUUGCUCGAACAGGGGCCGCGAGGAAUCGGUAGGUAAUGAUGACGUUUCUAUUAUUUGCGCCCGCAAGUACGAAAUGGUUAGGAUGACGUAAAACCCAAAAAUUCCGAAGGAACAGCUUACAAUAGGCAGAUUUUGUGACAUUAAUUAUGCAGUCACACUUCGAUACUCUUUUGCGUUACGUGUUAUCAGUGCAUUCUGAGGAGCACUUGUUAUGAAAGUUAUGGACCAAAAGACACUCGUUAGAUGAAGUUAUAAGGUGCGUAGAGCAGCGUAAAUUUUAACACUAAGUGAGUUUGCCAGACACGAGUUCACAAAUCUUUGAUUGGAAACCUUCAGCUGAACCUUGCCAGACACUCUUUCUCUCUCUUUGACUAGAAUAAGACUCGGCCCAAAACAAGCAAGACGAGUGAAUGAUUCAACGGCUAGCUUAUCACAAGCAGAACGAUGGACGAUUACAGAUCACAUUCUGUGCUGACUUAUUCCCUGCUCACAGGUGUCCAUCCGCUACAAAGUUUAAAAUAAGACAAGAAUGCUCAAGCGUGAAUUGAUCAAACGUCCUUUUAAUUUCUAAGGCUUACUUUCCGGCAAAUGAAAUGAACUAAAUGUAAAAAGUGAAAUAGAAAUAGCGAAAAAUUAAACUUCUAAUUAAAUCUUUUCUUAUGGUUUAGAAUAAACUAUUCUUGNUUUAAUUUCUAAGGCUUACUUUCCGGCAAAUGAAAUGAACUAAAUGUAAAAAGUGAAAUAGAAAUAGCGAAAAAUUAAACUUCUAAUUAAAUCUUUUCUUAUGGUUUAGAAUAAACUAUUCUUGAAACUGAGAAUGAUCAUGCUUUGAUCAAAGCUGUGUAAAUCGAACCGAACUGUGCAUGGAACCUCGCGUUUAUUUCCUGUAUUUAUCUCACCUAUUGUAUGGAAUAUGUGUGAACAUCUUUAUUAUGAAUCGGUAUUUCAAAGAGCUACACAAGGAGCAAGAAUACUAUCUACAGAGCGGGGAGCAGCUGUAGUGUCAACUAUUACUAGUAAUUAACUGUACUGUAUUUUUUUCUUCAGAAAAUAAGAAGCUAAAUAGGCGCUGAUGAACUGGAAAACGUCAAAUCCUACAAAUAUCUUGUACUAAUAAUGAGUCCUUAUGGAAAAUUUACUCUCGCUAGGCAAGAGUUGAAGAAAGUUGCACUUAAAGCAGACUCAAUAAGUUACGAAAAGAGAUGGAAAAGCACUUUCAGAGUAAAUAUAAAACUAACGAUGAAGUUAUUUGAUGCACUGACCGAUCUCCCAUAGUCUUUUACGCGAGUGAAGUGUGUAGGAUUGAUUGCAAUGGACAAUUAGAAAAGGAUCCAGCAGAAGUAGUUCAAAAUAAAUUCCUGAAGUGGUUGCUGGGAGUUAAUUAUAAAUACUGCAAUAACAAUGUGUGAAGAGCUGAGACAGGAAUGUUUCUAAUGAGAAUUGAAGCCCAGUGUGUGAACUUUACAAUUCUGUUUAACCUUUACCAAAAAUGAAAACAAAUUAUCCCAAAUAGCAUACAAUGACAUUAAAUGGAAUGAAAAUAAAGCUUUCUGGAGCAAAAAAAUCAAAAGCUUAUUGGAACAGAUAGCAUUAGGAGAAUUCUGGAUGAAAGCACACUAUGCGGACAUAGGAAUCGUAAACAUGACCAGGCAACGACUUAAGGAUAUCGCACUACAAAGAUGGCUAAGUGAAAUAAAUAAAAAACGACACCAGAAAAGAUGCUAACCAAAGCAACAAAAUGAGAACCUAACGGUUAUUCAAAACGAUAGCCAAUUACAAAUGUGAAGAUUACCUACAUCAGGUCACAAAUACCCGACACAGAAUAGCUCUAACAAAACUGCAACUUAGCGACCACAAAUUAUCCGAGACCGUUCAAGAAACCUGCAGGAAGAAUUUGCCCAAUUUGUAAACUAGACAACAACUUUAUUGACUUUAUCUUCGACAAGAAGAUUUCAGUACCAAAACAGUCAAUACAAUGACAAAUGAAACAAAGUAAAAAGUUAAGUAAAAAAGAAAGGAACAACAACUAUAUCUUGAACAUUAUCAUAAAAGAAAAAUUAGAAAUGGAGGACGAAUACCAUUUUCUAAAUAUAUGCCCUGCUUACCAGGAAAAAAUAUGUUCCUUACUAGAUUAUUUGGAAAAAGAAUAUAGAAUAAAAAUAAGCAGAAUGUCAACUGACAAAAUAAUUAAUCAUGUUUCUAAUGAACCCCGGGCCUAGCGGAAAUAAAUAAAAACUAAUAGCAAAACAUCACGAAUGCUUUGAAAAAAUGAAAGGGGAAGAUGGCAAAAAGUAAAUACUCUAGGACUUAAUUAAUUAAUAACUUUAUCAGCCACAUAUGGUUAGGAAUUUUUGUUGUUUGUAAUUUUAGAGUAUUGGGAAAUAGUUGAUAUACUAUUUAUUGUAAGACUUCAAAUAAAAAACAUGUACAUAUGUAUGUAUGUAUGGCUAAUGGGGAUGUGCCGCUGGAUGGGGUCGCAUUUUCACGACUGGACUGACUAGAAUGGAGUUGCAUUUUCAAUAGAGUUACUAGAACGGGGUCGCACAUUUUCGGAUUUUUGGGGGUAACAUUGUUCGUCAUAUUUACGGUCAGCAAAUGUAUCAGAAUGUUUGUACGGUAGAUGAAAAGUAAAGUGUUCUUCAGUCAAUCUAAAAAAUGAAUCAAUUCGAAAAAAGUAGAAAGUGACUAAGUUUGGAUAGCGAAAAUUACAUAUUUCCCCAAAAGUGACUAAGAUGGGGUCUAUAAUUGGCCACAGAAUAGACUAUAAUGGGGUAGGGGCUUUGCGAGGCCAGCGGCACAUACCCAGCAAAAAUUAACCCAAGUACAAAAGGUCUAAAUUGUAAUUUUACACUAAUAUAUAUCCUCUCCUGUCACCACAGGAUUGCAAUUCGUUAAAAAUUACAUUUGCCAUGACCAACAUUCCAAUUGUUAUAAUUGGGCAACACGGAACGAGUGCUACAAAAACCCCGCCUAUAUGCUUGACUUUUGCUGUGAAUCCUGCCGGAAUAUAGGUAAGCUGGUGGUAAGCUGG
This is a messenger RNA of Porites evermanni, 6473 nucleotides long. NCBI's taxonomy places the organism in Eukaryota, Metazoa, Cnidaria, Anthozoa, Scleractinia, Poritidae. The record is from the annotation of a GenBank genome assembly.